Sinocyclocheilus anshuiensis is the source of this 730-nucleotide messenger RNA. Its product is annotated as DNA-directed RNA polymerase II subunit RPB4. The record is from RefSeq and is a predicted model, not a curated record. Gene Ontology annotation, biological process: DNA-templated transcription initiation. Lineage: Eukaryota; Metazoa; Chordata; Actinopteri; Cypriniformes; Cyprinidae. Gene Ontology annotation, cellular component: RNA polymerase complex. The transcript is spliced from 4 exons. Bases 164 to 592 code for a protein of 142 amino acids. Gene Ontology annotation, molecular function: nucleotide binding.
UGCGUCAAUCCUCUCGUACUUUUUCGCUUUGGCGCGUGACCGGAAGUAGAAUGUGUUUCAUUCAAAGCGGCGCUGUAGACAGUGCGCGGCGUAGUUAUGUGACUGUAUGUAGUAAACGGAGAAGGUAAACUCAUAUUCACUGUACAUUGACUAUAUUUAUUUUAUGAUGGCGGCAGGAGGAGCAGCGCAUGUGGGAGAUGUGGAGGAGGACGCGUCUCAGCUCAUGUUUCCUAAAGAGUUUGAGAACGCAGAGACUCUGCUGAACUCGGAGGUUCACAUGUUACUGGAGCAUCGCAAGCAGCAGAACGAGAGCGCGGAGGACGAGCAGGAGCUGUCGGAGGUCUUCAUGAAGACCCUCAACUACACGGCCAGAUUCAGCCGCUUCAAGAACCGAGAGACCAUCGCCAGCGUGCGCAGCUUACUUCUGCAGAAGAAGCUUCAUAAGUUUGAGUUGGCAAGUUUAGCCAAUCUGUGUCCCGAGGCUGCAGAGGAGGCCAAAGCCCUCAUUCCCAGUUUGGAAGGCCGGUUUGAGGAUGAGGAGUUACAGCAAAUCCUGGACGACAUUCAGACGAAGCGCAGUUUCCAGUACUGAGUAAUGAAUAGUAAUGAAGAUUCACUUUGCUUUCUCUAAUCUUUAUGCCCUUCUUUUCUCUUUCCAUUUUGCAUCUUUAUACAUUGCCACAAUUGCUCCCUUCUGUAGAUGUGUAAUGUGUUGUUUUGAAAAAUAAAC